UAAUUGCCAAGAGUAAAAAUGUAAAGAAAUGAAACAUUGGUAGCCACGAGGAGCCCCUGUUUCAGAUGGAGGUCGUUUCAAAAGAGAUGACGGCCUAAAUCGGAAAGCAUGGAGAAGGGAAAGAAAGUCGAAGAGGAUAUAGAUUCAGAUGCUAGUGAUGAAAGCUAUUAUUCUGGGUUAGAGGAAGAAGAUGAGACAUCAGAGGAUGAAGCAGACAGAAGUGGAGAGGUAACAGAUGAUGAAAAUGACAACGAUUCUUAUCAAUCAGAGGAUAAUGAAAAUGAUAUAGAUUUAUUGAAAAGUAUAGAAGAUAAUGACUCAAGUCCAGAAUCCAUUGAAUCUGAAGAGGAUGCCCCAAUCAGCACUUCCUUUGGUGACAGCACAGAUAAAAUUGCAAAUGAUGAAGCACAGAUCGAAGACACAUUAAAAAGAAAGAAACCUCUAGGAGGAGGACCAACUGCAAAUUCUACUAACGACUUUGAUGAAGCUGAUACUUCUGAUGAAGAGGAAAUACGCAACACUGUUGGUAACAUUCCAAUGGAAUGGUACAGAGAUUAUUCGCACAUUGGCUAUGACAUCAGAGGACAGAAAAUAGCCAGACCUGUACAGGGUGAUGCGCUUGAGAACUUUCUUGCAACACAAGAUGACCCAGAUUUCUGGAGGACAGUACGUGAUCAUACGAAUGAAGAAAAUAUCAGACUUACAGAUGAAGAUUUAGAAAUCAUGCAGAAUAUUCAGUCAUCAAGGUUUCCAGAAAAAGGCUUUGAUCCUUAUGAGCCAUACGUGGAUUGGUUUACUGGAGAAAAAAUGAUCCAUCCUAUUAAAGACAAUCCGGAAGCAAAAAGUAGUUUUAUUCCAUCGAAAUGGGAACACAAACGGAUAAUCAAGAUCGUGCGUGCGAUAAGAAAUGGUUGGAUUAAACCAAAGUCUGUGAAAACAGAAAGUAAUAAGUUUUACUUGAUGUGGAGGAAUGAUGAUACGGCAAGGAAAGAUCAUCCAAUGCACUGGCCAGCGCCAAAGAUGAAGCUUCCAGGACACGACGAAUCAUAUAACCCACCGCCAGAAUAUUUGAUGACUGAGGAAGAGUUGAAGCAAUGGGAAGAUACGGACCCUCUCGAUCGCCAAAGGAAUUUCGUGCCGAAAAAAUACGACUGUUUACGAAAGGUUCCUGCAUACUCGAAUUUCAUCGAAGAACGAUUUGAGCGCUGUCUCGAUUUGUAUUUAUGUCCUCGUCAACGGCGUGUUCGGUUACAAGUUGAUCCCGAGGAUUUGAUUCCGAAGCUUCCAAAACCACGUGACCUGCAGCCAUUCCCAUCAAGCGUUGCGUUGGUUUAUCAUGGACAUACAGCACCUGUAAACGGCAUAACUAUCGACCCAACUGGACAGUGGCUUGCGUCGGGUAGUGCAGAUAACACUGUCCGCCUAUGGGAAGUUGCAACUUGCCGUUGUUUGAAGACCAUUAAGUUUGAGGACGGAAUCAAAUUUAUAGAAUGGAGCCCAAGUGCAUCGUUUUCGCUAAUAGCGGUUGCCGUGGGAAAAUCGUUGUUUAUAUUGAAUCCACAUCUGGGAGACAAGCUGGUGUCGCAGAACACAGAAAAUAUAUUGUCCGGUUCCGAGAACACUAGUGAAGAUAAUGAGAAAGUAACUUGGGCAGUUCCUCCACUACAAAGGAGAAACCAAGGUGUGAGAAUCCAAAUUUCACACGAAAAGGUCAUAGAGCAAGGCGCCUGGCACAAAAAGGGUGAUUACUUUGCAUUGGUACUGGCUGAUGGUGGCUCACAGUCAGUCGUCAUUCAUCAAAUAACCAAGCGAAAAAGCCAGAUGCCAUUCAAAAAACCAGGAGGUCUUGUCCAAUGUGUCCAGUUUCAUCCAAUCAAGCCGUUCCUUUACGUAGCAACGCAAAGCUUUAUACGUAUCUAUCACCUUCAAAAGCAAGAGUUGAUAAAAAAACUUGCUUCUGGUGUCAAAUGGAUCUCCAGUAUGGAUGUCCACCCGCAAGGCGACAACUUAAUAAUUGGAAGUUAUGACAAAAGACUAUGUUGGUUUGAUAUUGAUUUGUCUGCAAAGCCUUACAAAACGCUAAGGCACCACAAGAAAGCUGUGCGACAAGUCAAAUACCACCAACGAUACCCAUUGUUUGCAUCAGCUAGUGAUGAUGGAUCCGUGAUUAUCUGUCACGGAAAAGUCUUCAGUGACUACAUGCAAAAUCCUCUCAUAGUCCCAGUGAAGGUCAUUCGGUGUCAUACGCCUAAUGGAGAUAUCGGUGUUACAGACUGCGUAUUCCAUCCCUCGCAGCCAUGGAUUUUUACAGCCGGUGCUGAUAACACUAUAAAACUUUGUACUUGAAGGUUGCAUGUAUGUAUGGUUUAUAAUUAUUUUAAUCACGGGAGGUGAA
Molecule: messenger RNA, 2395 nt
Organism: Rhopilema esculentum
Lineage: Eukaryota; Metazoa; Cnidaria; Scyphozoa; Rhizostomeae; Rhizostomatidae
Product: ribosome biogenesis protein BOP1
Biological process (GO): maturation of LSU-rRNA from tricistronic rRNA transcript (SSU-rRNA, 5.8S rRNA, LSU-rRNA); ribosome biogenesis
Cellular component (GO): preribosome, large subunit precursor; PeBoW complex
Molecular function (GO): protein binding; ribonucleoprotein complex binding
Source: RefSeq, a predicted model, not a curated record